CCGCUCUAAUUGUCAUUUAUCCCCCAGUUUCACGUUCUUUGCGUUAGAAUUUGCGUCUGUCUCGCUCUCUUCUCUCUAUAGAAUCUUCUCUUGUCCAAUUCACGCAGCGAGAUCCUUCUGCCGGAGCUGAUCACUGGAGGCCAUGGAGGACGAUUUCGAGUUUGCCGAUCACUCUCCUCCGUCGUUCCAGAACGUGGAUUUUAGCUCUGAGAUUUCACUUUCAUUGUUUGCUUGGAUUCAUUCUCGAUGUGAUCUCCUUUCGGCAAUUCAACUCUUCUUAGGAUUUGGGAAUGUGGUCAAGGAUGUUGAGGCUAGAGGAUUCAACCCAGGAUUGAUAGUGCUGCUGGUUGUUGGCGGGCUAGUUCUGGCAUUCCUAAUUGGAAAUUAUGCUCUCUACAUGUAUGCGCAGAAGACACUUCCUCCCAAAAAGAAGAAGCCAAUCUCCAAGAAGAAAAUGAAGAAGGAAAGACUGAAGCAAGGCGUCUCUGCACCAGGAGAGUGAUAUUUGAGAUGUGUUUGCUAUUCAUAACUUGUGUUAAACUCUUGUGUUCGAAAUUUUCCCGCCUUUCAUGUCAAGAGAGCUAUAUUAUUUCACUUUUUAGCUUUCAUAUUUGAUAGAAAUUUUAACAUUGAAGUUCACAA
This is a messenger RNA of Hevea brasiliensis (rubber tree), 642 nucleotides long. RefSeq names its product DNA-binding protein S1FA. Gene Ontology annotation, biological process: regulation of DNA-templated transcription. Bases 143 to 502 code for a protein of 119 amino acids. Gene Ontology annotation, molecular function: DNA binding. NCBI's taxonomy places the organism in Eukaryota, Viridiplantae, Streptophyta, Magnoliopsida, Malpighiales, Euphorbiaceae. The record is from RefSeq and is a predicted model, not a curated record. Gene Ontology annotation, cellular component: nucleus. The transcript has 3 exons.